AUGUCUUACCAAGAGCAGCAGUGCAAACAGCCCUGCCAGCCUCCUCCUGUGUGCCCACCCACAAAGUGCCCAGAGCCUUGUCCUCCCCCAAAAUGCCCAGAACCUUGUCCUACCCCAAAGUGCCCUGAGCCUUGUCCUCCCUCAAAGUGCCCAGAGCCAUGUCCCCCUCAGCCAUGCCAGCAAAAAUGCCCUCCUGUGCAACCUCCUUCACCCUGCCAGCAGAAGUGCCCACCCAAGAACAAGUGA
Molecule: messenger RNA, 246 nt
Organism: Microtus oregoni (creeping vole)
Lineage: Eukaryota; Metazoa; Chordata; Mammalia; Rodentia; Cricetidae
Product: small proline-rich protein 2D-like
Exons: 1
Coding region: 1-246 (81 amino acids)
Cellular component (GO): cornified envelope
Source: RefSeq, a predicted model, not a curated record